AUUUUGAAUUCCACGUUCUGGGUAGUUUCUCCACCUGAAGCAGGAGCUGCUCAGGGACACCACCUGUCAGGUUGUCCCGCCCAUGGAGGGCCCUUCGGAGACUCCAUGGUCGUCUGCCCACGAGGCGCUGUGCCUGCCCUGGGCCACCCUCAUUCUCCUCUACUCCCUGGUGGCACUCACCUCCCACCUGCUGGAGGUGGCUGGCCAUGGCCUGCUGAUCCAGGCUGCGGGGCCCCUCCUGCCUUCCCCUUGGUCAGCCGUGUUUGGCCAUCAGGCCACCACUGACGCCAUCUUCACCGUCCUCCUGCCGCUGACCCUCACCAGGACAUGCUGGGGAGUGUUCUGCCGCCUGGACCCCAGCCUGGCCUUCCUGACCUUUCUGCUGACGCACGUGGCUGCCGCCUGCCACACCUCCCUGCUGCAGCCCACCUGGGCGCUGGCUCACCACACAGCUCGGUGGGUGGUCUUCUGGGCCGGUGGGCUCUGGCUCCUCCUGCUGGGCCUAGGUGGGCCAGCCCUGCGAGCCGUGAGGGACCACGCCAGCCCCGCUGACCCCUACAACAGGACUCCUGCUGGGGCGCCCCCUGGCCAAGCCCAGGACUCCAGGUUCUGGGGCCACACGUUGGAUCAGCUGGUGUUUGGACUUGGGGUGCGUCUGGGGCUGCUGAGCUCCUUCCACAGCCUCGUGCGGGCCAGGCUGUGGUUGGCCAGGCUCACAGGGCAGCCCCUGCUGCUGGGCAUGCCCUGGGCCACCGGGGCCAUGCUGUUUCUCUGCUGGUUUCCUUUCCACCUGCUGCUUCUACUGAGGCUCCUGGGGACACAGAAGGCCAGGCUGGACCUGGGGGAUGUCUGGGUGCUUCUCAGACCCUUGGGGUUCACCCGUGGUGGCCAGCGGUGCCUCAACCCCCUGCUCUAUGUGUGUGGGGCCCAGAUCCUCCAGCGACAGCUGCGUCAGUUCCUCCAGCCCUGCCUGUCCUGCCGCAGAGGAGCAGCUGAGGAGGAGACUGGGGCGGGGCUCUGGGGAUGGAGGCUGAGCCCUCCUGCAGGGACCCAAGAGGCAAUUCCUGGGGAAUUAGGGACAGUGGGUAGGGAGGGGACAGAUUCCGAUCUCCUCAACCUGCAGGGAAGAAUGCAGGGCUGA
Messenger RNA from Sciurus carolinensis (gray squirrel), 1141 nucleotides. RefSeq names its product formyl peptide receptor-related sequence 7-like. The record is from RefSeq and is a predicted model, not a curated record. Gene Ontology annotation, biological process: positive regulation of cytosolic calcium ion concentration; phospholipase C-activating G protein-coupled receptor signaling pathway; inflammatory response. NCBI's taxonomy places the organism in Eukaryota, Metazoa, Chordata, Mammalia, Rodentia, Sciuridae. Gene Ontology annotation, molecular function: N-formyl peptide receptor activity; complement receptor activity. Gene Ontology annotation, cellular component: plasma membrane.